AUGCUUCACUAUAAAAUCACACAAGCAACUGCUGCACUCUUUUUAGCUGUUGCUGCCUCAGCGCAAUCUGAAUCUGCUCAGUCUGCUCAAGUUCCAGUGGUUGACCUUUCAGCGCCCUACUCGACUAACGAAAUUCCUGGAAAUCGCAGCUUCGAUGCGCCGUUCUUCGUCGAGGAUGACACCUUCCCUAGGAUACAAAUAUUCGAUGAGAAGUUCAAGCAGAUAGUGGGUGAUGAGCCAACGAUCCAUUCCAUCGCGAAAUCUGCCAACGACUCAUUCAACGCAUUCCACGAAGCUCCACUUGUUCGAGGCGAUCUUGUAUACUUCAGUUCUAAUGCAGGCAGUGGUGGCAGUGGCCCGGAUCGGAAUAACAGACUACUGCAUGUAAACUUAACAGAGAUUGAGGAAUUGCACGGCGAUGGUAAUAUUACUGUCACAUACAACGAACCAAGUGACCGGAUUCAAAUGAUAAACGGUAUGGCGCCAUAUCUAAACGAUUCAAUGAUUAUUGCGACAGAGGGCCGCGAGAACGCCGGUGUCGAGCCUGGUCUUUUCCGCUACCAGCCUGAAACGAACACUACCACUCCCCUUCUGACAAGCUUUUAUGGCAGACGAUUCGACUCUCUUAAUGAUCUCAAGAUCCAUUCAUCCAACCAAGUCAUCUUCGUUGACAGUCUUUAUGGGUUCUUGCAAGAUUUCGCACCGUUCCCAGAACUGCCGGAAAUGGUUUACGCAUUCGACAUGGAUACUGGCAAGGUUAGGCCGUUAGCUACAGACUUUGUGCAUCCUAAUGGUAUAGCAUUGAGUCCAGAUGAGUCGGUAGCCUAUGUCACGGACACAGGUGCUCAAAAUGGCACUGUCAACACUCAUCUUCCAGCCAGUAUAUACGCAUACGACAUCAAGAACGAAGAUGGCUUCCUCACAUUCAACAACCGUCGUAUCUUCGCACAUGCAUUGACGGGUGUUCCAGAUGGUAUACAUUGCGAUGAUGAGGGUAACGUUUGGUCUGGCGUUGGUGAUGGCGUCGCAGUGUGGGAUAAGCGCGGUGAGUUAUUGGGCUUGAUCAACAUUGGAACCACAUCUGCCAACUUCGUCCUCGUCGGGGAUGGUCUCAUUAUCGUUCUCGCUGAGACUGAGAUGUUUGCUGUGAGGUUAGACUCAUCUCUCAAUCCCGCCAAACUUCACUAUGCGGAGUAG
Molecule: messenger RNA, 1197 nt
Organism: Wallemia ichthyophaga EXF-994
Lineage: Eukaryota; Fungi; Basidiomycota; Wallemiomycetes; Wallemiales; Wallemiaceae
Product: Gluconolactonase
Exons: 4
Coding region: 1-1197 (398 amino acids)
Source: RefSeq, a predicted model, not a curated record